Aspergillus pseudonomiae is the source of this 2631-nucleotide messenger RNA. Its product is annotated as Rab geranylgeranyltransferase subunit beta BET2. Gene Ontology annotation, molecular function: Rab geranylgeranyltransferase activity. NCBI's taxonomy places the organism in Eukaryota, Fungi, Ascomycota, Eurotiomycetes, Eurotiales, Aspergillaceae. Gene Ontology annotation, cellular component: Rab-protein geranylgeranyltransferase complex. Gene Ontology annotation, biological process: protein geranylgeranylation. The coding region runs from base 1 to 2631 and encodes 876 amino acids. The record is from RefSeq and is a predicted model, not a curated record. The transcript is spliced from 4 exons.
AUGUCCCUAGUCUCGGGGGGUGGUCAGACUGACCAGUAUCUAUGUGUUCAAAAACAUGUAGAGUACAUUAAAAAUCUGGACAGCAGGAGGGAUGAGCUUGAAUAUUGGCUCACGGAGCAUCUUCGGCUUAAUGGGGUCUACUGGGGCUUAACAGCCUUGCAUCUUCUCGGCUGUCCUCAAGCCUUGCCUCGUGAAGAUACGAUCAGUUUUGUUCUCUCCUGUCAGCGUGAGAAUGGUGGGUUUGGGGCUGCACCUGGACAUGACGCUCAUAUGCUGUACACCGUCUCUGCUGUCCAAAUCCUUGUAAUGCUGGAUGCAGUGGAUGAAUUGGAGAAGCGUGGCCUUGGAGGCAAACGGAAAGUUGGCUCUUUCAUCGCUGGAUUACAGGACAAGGAAACCGGCUCGUUCAUGGGUGACGAGUGGGGUGAGUUGGACACACGGUUCUUGUAUGGUGCGUUCAAUGCAUUGUCACUCUUAGGCCUCCUGGAUACUAUUGAUGUCCCGAAGGCCGUUGCCUAUGUCCAGAAAUGUGAAAACCUGGAUGGAGGUUAUGGCAUCCACCCUGGUGCAGAGUCACAUUCUGGACAGGUCUUCACCUGUGUAGGGGCUUUGGCGAUUGCCGGGCGAUUGGACUUGAUUAAUAAGGACCGCUUGGGUGGUUGGCUUAGCGAAAGACAGGUGGAUAAUGGAGGCUUCAACGGACGUCCGGAGAAGUUGGAAGAUGCAUGCUAUAGCUGGUGGGUUGGGGCCAGUUUGGCCAUGAUCGACAAGCUUCACUGGAUUAAUGGUGACAAGCUUGCUGCGUUUAUCCUGCGUUGCCAGGACCCGGAGAAUGGUGGGUUUGGAGACCGGCCUGGUAAUAUGGUCGACGUUUUCCAUACACACUUUGCCCUCGCUGGGUUGAGUCUCCUGGGGUAUGACGGUGUUGGAGAAGUAGAUCCUGUUUAUCAUCAAGAAUCCCAAGCAGUUAUCCUCCUCGAUGAAUAUGAUCGAUGGUACAAGGCCAAUAACCUUGCGAAAUUACUCUCUGACCGAUUAGCCUCGAAAGAUGCUCGUAGGAAAAGGAUCCACGGAACAGCGGCACCUCAUGACAAAACGUGCCCUGCAAAGGAAGAUCAUGGGCACAAGAGUCCUACAGGGCCGGUACGCUCGCCACAUGGCAACGCGCUUCCUGAUUACUUAGACCCACGCCUCGUUACGUCAGGUGUGUAUAUGGAGCAUGAUGAUAGCGACAGAGGCACAUAUGUCUCUGCGGACUGCGUCACUGGGGUCGCUUCUCCAAAUCGCGAUGUGCAAGCAAACGCAGAAUCGAGCCAUUUAUUGCACCCUACGCCUGGUUCUCAAAUCUCCACAGAAGCCGCGGCCUGCCAGUGGAAGCAAGAGCGUGUGUUUGGUUCAGACGAUGAGGGAGGCUUUGACUUGGAAUGCACGCCUAGUUGGUCUAAAACGUUGGGACACACAGCGCAAAUGGCCUCGCAGUUGCUAAAUCGACAACUAUUAAGUUACGAUCCCCUUGUUGAUGACAUCGAGAGCGAAGUGGACAAGGACAGGGUGGAUGAGAUCGCUAGACUCAAAGGGGUUCUUUGGCCGGGAAUGGAUAUCUUCGAUUCGGCCACUGCGCAAAUGAGGCGCAAACGCAAUCAGAAGAAGGAUGAAAGUGCUCUUAGGAUGAUGGAGAAGACUUCCAUGGGUGUUGAGCCUACAGAACUCAUAUUUUCCCCUACCGGAAUCUUACGGAAACAGCGUGUGAUCUCUGGCAAUGUAGAGGACAGUAGUCCUCUAAAAGGGGAAACACCGAUACCAAGGCGGAGAUCAACUCGUUUGAAACGUGCCCUCUCUCAAACCGACGCCAACAUUCAACGUGGACAGGACAGGAAGCGGAAGAAGAAAGUAGUUAAACAUGUCCCGAUCACCGUUGGGCAGGACUUGAACCACAGAGAUUCAUAUUUCACGCGAGCCACCUCCCCAGAAGCGCCAAGUGGUGGUAAUCAACUAACUCAUGGAGAGAGCGCGGACGACUUCGCAUUGACAUUCAAUGGGCCUGAGUCUAGGUCGCGCACUGGGUUAAAGAUCUUCUGUGACACACCAAACCAAAAUAUUUCAGACCAACAUUGUGGUGAUGGUUUGCACUUUGGACUAGUUGCAUCUUCUGAUGCGCUCUUCCUGCAACAAGAAGCUACCACAACUCGCACCCCUAGCUCGGUACUUUCCAGCAAUUAUAUCUCAGAAUUUGCAGAGAGGCUUUGCCGUUUCACUACGGACAAAGAGAAUAUUGAUCCUCUAUCGGAUGCUCACGGCCGAAUCGAUCCUCUUGUAGGCUGGCACUCUCCCGUCAUCAAGCGACAUCUAGCCAGUAAUACUGGUUAUCCGUCACAGUUUCUUUUCGGCGAUAGCCAACGCAUCGAGCUAAACAUGUUCGAUGGGCACGAUAGUCAUGUAGGAUAUUCAUAUAAUCCGCUAGCAGCCUCGUUUCCAAAAUUAUCAGCUGAAGAGAAUCCUAUAUACACCAUGGACACCAGCAACGGUCUCUCUUUUCAGGAUGCAACGUACGUGACGUCUCCUGAGGCGACCAUUUCCGAUAUCGAAGAUGAUGAUUUUGAGCGACUAUAUUUGGAUGGGAGCUCCUGCUAG